Messenger RNA from Chilo suppressalis (striped riceborer), 3396 nucleotides. The record is from the annotation of a GenBank genome assembly. Lineage: Eukaryota; Metazoa; Arthropoda; Insecta; Lepidoptera; Crambidae.
AAAAUCCAACCGUAGGUUCACGUAUUUUUAGGUUAUGUUUACAAAACAAUAACUUAUUUUACGUUAUUUCAUUUGAAGGCACUAAUCAGAUUUACUCCAAUCUUGUUUCCGCAAUAAAUUUACAUUGAAGCCUCUUUAAUAAAAGUAAAAAAUACUUGCAUUAAGCAAAAUGGGUGAUUAUCCCGAUCCUGAUGAAGAAUACGAGCUUAUGUAUGCCGACGAUCUUGAAUUAUUGCAAGACCAUGAAGAAGACAUAGAGCCUAAUGUUGUUAGAAAGAAACCAAUGCCAGCAAAAAGAAGUUUAGAUUUCUCAAGUCCUAUUACUAAAAAGCUUCCUGUACCUCCUAGUUCAACAUCAGUGGAGAGCAAUGGACAGUUAAGCCAAAUACAACUAACUCCAGAUCUUCAGCCUAUGGAAUCUCUCUUAACCCCUGUACAGACAAAUAAAAGAACUGCUGAUGAACUGUUUGGGGACAUAAAUGACAUAGACUUUGACACAAUAGAACUGCCAAGUAAAAGGCAAAAAACUGAGGAAGAGAAUGAUUUAGAUCUGAUUAAUAAAAUUGUGGAGAGUAGAAAACUUAGGCAAAUGUUGUUGGAACCUUCUAACACUCAAAGAAAAGUCCAACCAGUGUUUAAUUAUAAAGAUAACUUAUCUUUAGAUAUACCAAGGUGGGCUUUUAUGCCCCUUACAAAUUCAGAUGGAGACAGAGUUUAUGUAAAGCUUGAAUCAGAAGAUGCAUGGGAUCAAUGCUUGGAUAUAUCAACAGAUCAUCGUAAUUUGCAUUCCCUGUACAUCAAAACAUGGGAAGAAGCUAGACAAAUGUUAGAAAGGAAACUAGAGAAUGAACAGAUACAACAGUCCCAGGAAUUCCUACCUGAAGUCAUAGUUGAUGUCAACAGCAAUAACCUAUGGGUGGAGAAAUAUAAACCAAAGUCAUACAAAGAUCUGUUAUCUGAGGAGCCCGUUAACAGAGCACUCUUACAUUGGCUGCAUUUGUGGGAUAAAGUAGUGUUCAAGAAAGAAGUGAAGACAGCCGAGCCUCAGCAACGAAAUAGUUUCAGCAAACGCACCGGGCAAUUCCAACUGAGUAAUAAUUGGCGAGGCAAACGCGACUUGGAACCUGAGUUGGAUGAAGAUGGUCGCCCUCACCACAAGGUGGCGCUACUAUGCGGUCCUCCUGGUGUCGGGAAGACUACACUUGCACAUUUGCUGGCUAGAAUCGCUGGUUAUAGGCCCGUGGAGUUAAACGCUUCGGACGAGAGAAGCACCGAAGCGUUUAGGACAGCUCUGCAGAAUGCUACACUCAUGCGAUCCGUGCUCGACGCCGAUAAGAGACCAAACUGUCUUAUUUUAGAUGAAAUAGACGGUGCGCCGCUGCCCACAGUCGAGUUGUUAGUGAAAUGGUGCACUGUGGCAGUGGCUGAGGGCAAGAAGAAAACUAAAUCUCAACCUUUGAAGAGGCCAGUGAUCGCCAUAUGCAACGAUUUGUAUGCAACAUCGUUAAGGCCUUUACGGCCGGUGGCGCUGGUAGUGCAAGUGGGCGGGGUGUCUCUAUCGCGGCUAUCUUCACGCUUGUCCCGCGUGGCCGCCAGCGAAAACAUAGCCGCGGCGCCGCACGUUCUGGCCGCAUUAGCGACGCGCGCCCGCGGCGACGUGCGGGCCGCCUUGCACGCGCUUCACUUCACUGGCCGCGCGCAGUUAAAAAUGGAAGAUGUCGAGAAGCUUUCAAUAGGAGACAACGAUUGUAGUAAAAGCCUGAUGCAAGCGCUGGUCGCCAUUUUCACAGCCGGCGGGAGAGACAUCAUGAAGACCAUACAAGCGGCUGGGGAGUAUGACAGAUUAAUGGACGGUAUAUUCGAGAACUAUAUGUCGGCCCGGGUGGACUCUCGUCUCCGCCUCGCUUGCGAGACGUUGUCCUGGCUGAGACUUUAUGACUUGGUACAGGCGUGGACUCAGCGCGGCCAGAACUACUCAUUGUACGGAUUAAUGCCGAUGUGCAUAGCGAGGUGUCACACUUUGCUAGCUACUAAGGCCCCGACGAAGCUGAAGUUUCCUAUGCAAUCUCAAGAAGUUUAUAAAAAGAAGAAUGAGAUAGAGAGUAUUGUGAGAUCUGUGUUGCGGGGCAGCGCUCCUUCUGUGCUUCUCACGAUGACGCCGCUUCGACUGGACUUGAUACCAAUGUUGCCGUACCUAUUGAGUCCGACGCUCCGAUCCGCCAAUGUACAGUUAUGCAGCGAAUGGGAACGGGGUUGCGUUCGAACGAUCGCAGCCGCUAUGUGCGAUUAUGGACUACAGUACUUGCAGCAACGCACCGCGGACUCACUGUACGCGUUCGUACUGGAGCCUGACAUAUACCGCGCUGCGUUUAUAGGUAACGAAGAGAAAGUAAAGCCACCUCCCCCCGUUCGACAGGCGAUAGCGAGAGAGCAACAGCUAGAAGCUAUAAGACGGAACGAACUAAUGACUAAUAGGACUAACAAAAACAAGCCUGGCACCACAGAAGCAAAAUCCAAGGACGAUAAGAAGAGUUCAACCGUUGCCGCAAAAGAGGUCCGAAUACCGAACCAUUUGCAGCGGCUACAGCCCAAAGAAGUUGUUAAAGCAGCUCCCCAAGUACACAAAGACUUUUUCGGACGCAUCGUUCCACUGUCGCAAGUACAACGUUCAGACGCGGUACCCGACGUGAUAUCAUCUGCUAACGUGUUUUACCAGUACCGGGAGGGGUUUAACAACGCAGUGCGCAGAAACGUAAGGAUGCGUGACUUAUUAUAACCAUAAUGGUUAAAUCUACUAAUCAAGCCAAGGAAAACUUUUUGGUUUUGCCUUAGUUUAAAACAAAAAGGGAAGAUACGGCACUCGCGGGUCAAAAGUGAUCCGCUUAAAUUGUGGUGCAUGACCACAAUUCGCUUUAGUCACAAUUGGACAUCCAAACACACGAUGCAUGUGCACUCAAUAUAACAAGAUUGCGUAUGUUCUGUGUUAUAAAGAUAAUAAUGCGUUCGAUGCUUUUAUAAAGAACACAAAUAGUUCAAGAUCAAAUAAUGACCAAAUAGUUACUGAUUCGUCAUUUCUUAUCAAGAAAAGGACAACAAUACAACUCAGCCGUCUGGAGAGAGGUAAAAGAAAACGCAGUCGGCUGUAAAGCGACGCGGACUCGCGCCGUUUCGCUCGCGCAGCGUUGAAGCGUACAAUUCUGUCUCGCUCGCUCAAUUAAAUGUUUAUUUACAGAAGUGUGCGUGUGUGAGAGUUGCUUUCAUAUUUUAUAUGAUGCUAGUAUGAGCGUACCGUAUCAUCCCUUAUAGUUUUAAGAGUUUUACCAUAAUAAGUUAGACAAUGAGGUCUCCCCCUUUAGGCGCGUUACUAUCGGUCGAUAAUGCCGGAUGCGUAAUUUC